Molecule: messenger RNA, 1896 nt
Organism: Epinephelus fuscoguttatus (brown-marbled grouper)
Lineage: Eukaryota; Metazoa; Chordata; Actinopteri; Perciformes; Serranidae
Gene: wrap73
Product: WD repeat containing, antisense to TP73
Exons: 13
Coding region: 118-1467 (449 amino acids)
Biological process (GO): mitotic sister chromatid segregation; microtubule anchoring at mitotic spindle pole body; protein localization to mitotic spindle pole body
Cellular component (GO): mitotic spindle; microtubule organizing center; MWP complex
Molecular function (GO): protein binding
Source: RefSeq, a predicted model, not a curated record
CCCGUGUCCCGAAGACAAUCAUGCGAAGAAAAAAACUUUUCUAGACCACUCGUGGGACUUUUCGCUUCACUGAAUUACUUGACGACAGCAACACAAUUACCAUUAGAGGAACAAAAGAUGAAUUUCUCUGAGGUUUUCAAGCAGUCCAACCAACUCUGCAAAGUUUCACCAGAUGGAAAAUAUUUGGCUACCUGUGUGCAGUACAGGCUGGUGGUGCGAGACGUGAGCACCCUACAGAUUCUGCAGCUCUACACCUGCCUAGACCAGAUAUCCCACAUGGACUGGUCUUCUGACUCUCUGUUUGUCCUCUGUGCUAUGUACAAGAGAGGACUGGUACAGGUGUGGUCUCUUGAACAGCCAGACUGGCACUGUAAGAUUGAUGAGGGCUCAAUAGGACUAGUCUCCUCACGGUGGAGUCCAGAUGGACGUCACAUUCUCAACACCACUGAGUUCCAUCUGAGAGUCACCGUCUGGUCCCUGUGCACCAAAGCCGUGUCUUACAUCAAGUAUCCCAAAGCAUGUCAGAAGGGUAUAGAUUUCAGCAGAGAUGGUUGCUAUAUGGCCUUGGCUGAACGCCGUGACUGCAAAGACUACGUCAGUGUGUUUGUGUGCGACGACUGGCAUUUACUCAGGCAUUUUGAGACUGAGACACAGGACCUGGCAGGGCUGGAGUGGUCUCCCAAUGGCUGUGUGCUGGCGGUGUGGGAUAGCUGUCUGGAGUACAAAGUGUUGCUGUAUUCUCUGGAUGGCCGGUUGCUGUCAACCUACAGUGCAUAUGAGUGGUCGCUGGGUGUCAAGUCUGUGACCUGGAGCCCCAGCAGCCAGUUCCUGGCCAUUGGCAGCUAUGAUGAAAAAGUGCGCAUCCUCAAUCAUAUCACAUGGAAGAAAAUCACACAGUUUGAGCACCCAGCAACCGUCAACAACACAAAAGCAGUUGUGUACAAGGAAGUGGAGAAAAGGCCAGCUAUUGGCAACGAUGACCUAUCGCUACACAACAUCACAAUUGGCACCACCCUCUUCAACACCCAGAGUAAAUACGAGAUCUGCCCACUGCCUGUCCAAAUUCCUGUCGUCAAACCAGACCCAGACCGAGCCAACCCCAAGAUUGGUGUCUCUACUUUGGCAUUCAGCUCAGACAGCCACUAUAUAGCCACCAAAAAUGACAACAUGGCCACUGUUGUGUGGGUGUGGGACAUGCAGAAGAUGAGCCUGGAGGCUGUGCUUGAGCAGACAUCAGCUGUGCGUUGCUUUCAGUGGGACCCCCGACGCCCCCGGCUGGCACUGUGUACAGGCAACACAAAACUCUAUCUGUGGUCCCCGGCAGGCUGUGUUUCUGUCCAAGUCCCCACUGAAGGUGGUUUCCAGGUCCAGUCACUAAACUGGCACUGCAGUGGAGACUCACUGAUCCUGCUUGGGAAGGAGCAGCUGUGUUUGUGCUACAUGGACACUGACCAGGAGGACAAGUAAAACACACAGCACAGGUCUCGAGAACAACUGGAUUACAGUUCUGCUUUAUCUAGCCUUACACACUAGGCCCGGAAUGUGUUAUGGUGAAGCCGAGAGACUGGUGGGAACACUCCUCAGAAUCCCUGCACAUGUUGAACUGUAGCUGCUUGCCAAGUUCUCAAGGCCCUCAGUGCAGGUUACAGGGAUGUUCCUUUUCUAGUCAAGUUGAAACCUAUAGAAAACCUGCCGUGGCAUUCCUCCACAGAGAUGUAGAACAGAUAAAUAUCACUUUUUAAAUAACCAAAUGCGUACUUAAGCACUUGUUUCAAACACUGUGAGAAGAUAGAGUUUACAGACUUAAAUAGAAUUCACUGUACUUUUAGUUUUAAGUAUUUUGUAUGUGUUUAAUCUUGAAAUUUGUAAUUAUUUUGAAUAAAUUUUGUAAUAAAU